This is a messenger RNA of Asparagus officinalis (garden asparagus), 1566 nucleotides long. Its product is annotated as luc7-like protein. Gene Ontology annotation, molecular function: mRNA binding. Gene Ontology annotation, biological process: mRNA splice site recognition. NCBI's taxonomy places the organism in Eukaryota, Viridiplantae, Streptophyta, Magnoliopsida, Asparagales, Asparagaceae. The record is from RefSeq and is a predicted model, not a curated record. Gene Ontology annotation, cellular component: U1 snRNP; U2-type prespliceosome.
AUGGACGCCAUUAGAAAGCAGCUCGAUUCUCUUAUGGGAGCCAAUCGAAACGGCGACGUAACGGAGGUGAACCGCAAGUACUACGAUCGCGACGUCUGCCGUUUGUUCUUAUCGGGGCUUUGCCCUCACGAUCUCUUCCAACUGACGAAGAUGGAUCUUGGUCCUUGCUCGAAGGUGCACUCGUUGCAGUUGAGAAAGGAAUAUGAAGAAGCCAAAGCAAAAGGGGGUCAUAAUUUUGACAGAGAAUUGGAGGAUGUAAUUGACAGACUAAUUGUUGAGUGUGAAAGAAAAAUUCAAAGAGCCGUCAAGCGUUUGGAGGAGGCAGAUGCUAAGGCUGCUGUUGCAAUAUCUGUAUCUGAGGUUACCCAGUCACCUGAGAUAACGGAGUUGUCAAAACAGAUCAAGGAGAAAUUGAAACAAGUUGAUGCUUUUGAUUUGGAAGGCGAAACUGACAGUAAAAUUCGGGCCAUUGAAGAACUAGAAGAGCUCAGAGUGAAGAGAGCUGAUAAACAGUCUAUGCUUCUUCUUGAUGCUUUUAACAAAGACAGAGCUUCUUUACCACAACCUCUCCAGAAUCCUCCUCAGUUAGCACCUUUGCCAGCUCUUGUUCCUCCAGAUCCUCGUACACAGGAAAUGAUUAAUGAGAAGCUGAAGAAGGCAGAAGAUCUUGGUGAAAAAGGUAUGAUAGAUGAGGCUCAGAAGGCAUUGGAAGAGGCUGAAGCUCUUAGAAAGUUAGGUGCACGGCAGGAUCCAGUUCAAGACUCCUCAAAGUAUACUGCUGUAGAUGUGCGAAUUACUGAUCAGAAGUUACGCGUAUGUGACAUAUGUGGAGCUUUCUUGAGUGUCUAUGACAGUGAUCGUCGUUUGGCAGAUCAUUUUGGAGGGAAGCUUCACUUAGGCUAUAUGCAGAUUCGGGAGAAAUUAGCAGAAAUGCAGGAGGAGAGGACUAAAAGCCGAAAGAGAGAUCGAUCUGGUGAUGAUAGAAGGUCAGUUGAACGAAGUCGGGAUAGUGAUAGAGCAGCAAGCAGAGACCGAGAUGGAGAUAGAGGUGGAGGUGGAGGCUACAGCGAUAGAGGCCGUGAAAGGGAUGGAGGUCGAUCCUACAGUUAUGAUUCAAGGAGCCGGCGUAGAUCACGUUCUCAAUCAAGGGAUCGCACAAGAGAUCAGGAUCGUCACAGGCGUCAUCUGUAUUAAGCUUCGUUCCACGAGAAGAGAGCUUGAGGUUUCACGGUUCCAAGCCAUGCUGAUAACUGUAGUGAAUCCUUUUUCCAGCUUGCCCUGAUACUGAGUAUGUGAGUCUUGAGAACAAGUCUUUUGUAAACUUCAAGUUAAAUUUAGAGCAGGACAUGGCCAAAGUUUGUGCAAAGACAUUUUCUAUCACACUAUAAUCUGCUCCAAAAACUAGUGUGCUAGUUGAAGCUUUCUCAGUUACUGUUAAAGUUUUGUAAACAUCCGGUUGUUUUCUUAGUAUCGUUUUGACUCGUCGUAGUUUUCAACUGGAAUCAACAAGUUUAUGUUCUGAUUUUGUAGUUUUCAACAGGAAUCAACAAGUUUAUGUUGUUCUGA